Coturnix japonica (Japanese quail) is the source of this 2621-nucleotide messenger RNA. It is a transcript of the gene ACBD6, whose product is annotated as acyl-CoA binding domain containing 6. Gene Ontology annotation, molecular function: protein binding; fatty-acyl-CoA binding. NCBI's taxonomy places the organism in Eukaryota, Metazoa, Chordata, Aves, Galliformes, Phasianidae. The record is from RefSeq and is a predicted model, not a curated record.
CGAGGCGCGCAGGGGGACGGCGGAGCGGGCGGACCGGCGCCAUGGCGUCGCCCCCGCUGGCGGCCGGGAGCGGCGGUGAGGGGAGCUCGGGGUCGCCGGGGCCGGAUCCGUCCGAGCGGCAGCUGUCCGAGCUGUUCGAGCAGGCGGCAGAACGGCUGCCCGCACUGCUGCACGGCGCCAGCAAGGAGCAGCUGCUCUACCUGUACGCCCGAUACAAGCAGGUGAAAUUUGGGACCUGUAACACUCCAAAGCCAAGCUUCUUCGAUUUUGAGGGGAAGCAGAAAUGGGAAGCUUGGAAAGCCCUGGGAGACACCACUCCCCAUCAAGCUAUGCAGGAGUACGUUGCUACAGUGAAAAAACUGGACCCCAGCUGGAACCCACAGACGACAGAGAAGAGGGGGAAAGAAAGCAAGACUGCGUUUGGAGGCCCGGUUGUCAGCUCGUUGUAUCAAGAAGAAACAAUCAGAGAAGAGGACAAGAACAUUUUUGAUUACUGCAGAGAAAACAACAUUGACUAUGUAACCAAAGCCAUUCAGUCGAAAAAAGUGGACGUGAAUGUCGCAGAUGAGGAGGGCAGGGCUCUGCUCCACUGGGCAUGUGACAGAGGACACAAGGAGCUCGUUUCAGUACUGUUGCAGCACGCUGCCGACGUUAACAGCCAGGCUUUGUUCUCCUGCCCAGUCUGGACAGAGAUGCGUUCCUUUUGACAACUUUGCUAGCUCUUAGCAGCGAGAUGGCUUCAGCAGCCUUGCAAAAGGUGCUGUGAGAAUCUGUACAAAGUGGACCUGCACCACACUAGUGGCAUGGCGUGCCCUGUAGUCAGCCCAGGGCGAGCCUUCCAGCCAGCUAGCAAGCAGUGUGUCAGAUGCAUCUGGGGAGAGCUUCCCUUUGAAAUGAGUGGAGGUGGGUUCCACCAGCUGCCCGUCCCCUUUCCCCUGACAGCCUGGGAGGUGGUUCCAUUUGGAACACUAUACUGCGACAGCAUGCAGAGAAUUCACUUCUUGGAUAUCCAUCUCAUUUCUUUGGAGGUAAAGUGUGACUCCUAGAAGGGAAGGCUGAAGGGAGAAUCGUCUUCCUUUUCUCCAAACUUCCAUUUUCUGUUCCAUUCUUUCCGUUCUUUUUUCUUGACAUAUUGCACAUUUUCUAACCCGUUUAUUUUUGGCCAGUAACAAAAGGUUAAUAAUAGCCAUAAAAAAAGAAAAUCAAUCUUUGACUUUUUUUUUUAUCCCACCAAGGUAAUAAAGGAGAAUCUUUAUAAAGGUCCUGCUUUGCACGUAGGUGUGUUCCCAGGGAAGGCAGGCGCGUUUUUAUUCCCAGCCAUAUAUAAGUUGCAAUAACGUUUUGAGACUACAUGACCUCAUGUUUAUUUCUUCUUUAUUUUGACCUUUACCCUCUGGGAAUUCACAUCCAGUGAAGGAGCAGAAAGAGUUUUUGAAGAGUAACCUAAAGAAAAAAGGGAUGAAGGAAAAACUGUGGCUUCCUAAGCGGUCAUAAACACUGCGGUGUCUGCUAUUAUGCAUUACCAAAUUCACUGCCAGUUAAUGUGCGGGCUAUAAAGAACCAUGAGUUAGGUGUAAGGGGAUCUCUGGUGACUUGAAGCAGAGGUGCCGUUAUUCCAACCUGCACGUGUGCCUUGCUCACUCUUUACUGCCUUAGUUCACCCCUAGUGAUGCUUGUCUUGUGAAAGCACUUGUGGCCUCUGGAUCUGGAUCUAUUACUCUUUGCUGUUAAAACUUGGAGCAGGAGGAGAGCUUGCCUGGCUCCACUCAUUCUCGUAGCACACUCCAAACAGCUCCGAUUCUGGGAAGAACCACGCUCUCCUGGACUGCAGUGAUGGAGUGCAAGUGCUUUUUGUUUUAAAUGGUGGUACUGCAGCUUCAGAAGGGUGGUUCAUUAAUGUCACCGAAAAGCUGCAGCCAUUGAGUUCUCUGAUUGUUCAUAAUUAGCUCUAAUAGCACAUUUGACAAGCGGUAACCGAUUGCCAUGGGCAAAGAGAUGCAGAAAGGCAACAGGCUUCUCUUCUCUUGAAAAGGGGCGUUUAUGCAACUGAAUUACCUAAAUCUACAGAGCCAGAGGCCAUUUCCAAGUGGGUGGUGGUAUGGUGUGUUGGAGCCCUGCUGGAAAUACCCAGAGCUUGGGAUCAGGCUGAUAACAGCCUCCUGCUGCUGCAGCUUUGCUUGCUUAAAAUGUAGGCUUUUAGUUGCGUGAUGAAGGGAAGGGGAGCAUAUUCAUAACGCAGCAGUUACGAAGCAGCUCAGGCAGCAUGAUUGUAAUAUCAAUUUCUAGCUUUAAAAUAUAUGAAGACAUGAAUAAGUUUUCCUUGCAGAAGGUCAAGCGACAAAGGAAAACCUUUUUUCCCUGUCGAAGUGUCAGUUGUGACAGUUUUUCCUGCAGUGUUUGCCCUGGCCUUGGGAAGGAGGAUUUGGAGAUGGGGGCAUUAGAUGCUGGAUGUGCAGAAUUGUAGCCCAGCUUUGUGCUGCCCUGCAACUGUGCAUCCUUUGUGUACCCUGUGCUGUUUUAAGAAGGAUGAAGGGCAUCAUAGUCUAAUCAUUGUCCAUUGUGAAAAAGAAUGGCAAGUAGUAUCUUGUAACACCAAAGCAAUAAACUUGAGACUUGCCCCA